CCUCACUGUCCUGCCCGCACCGUCCUGCCCACCCUGCCAUGCGGCUCCCCACCCUGCUGCUCCGCUCGGCUGGGCCCACCUGGGCCGUGCACCCAGGGUCUCCGCAAACCUCCCCUCACCUCACAGCCCCUGACCCGGGCAGCCGGAGCUCCAGGGAGCGCCUGGGCCGAGGCCCACGGCCCCCGCCGAGCCCUGGCCACUGAUGGCGGCUGCUGGCCCAUGCCAGCAGUGGCUGCGGAUCUCAUCAUGAUAGAGGCUGCCCCGGGGGACCCCGCGGGGGCCGGGGCUGGCUCUGCUGUGCAGGCAGAACCCGUCCGGCAGCAGCAUGGCCAGGACAGCGCUGCCCCUCUGCCUGCUCCUCGCUGCUGCCCUGCAAGGCGGCCUGACCCAGGGGCCCGGCGUCCGCCCUGGCCCCCUGCUCCUGCGGCUGCGGCGGCUGGAGGAGCAGUUUCAGCGGCUCCAGGAGGUGACACUGAGCCAUCUCCAGAGCAUCGCCAACAACUACAACAUUUCCUACAACAUCGACGAACGCUUCAGGGCACUUGCAGAGCAGGCAGAGGCGGCCACCACUGCCCGGGCUGCCCUGGGGGCAGAGCUGGCCCGUCUGGCCACUGCCGGCCGGCGGCUGCACCGCAGGCUGAAGUGGCUGGAGCGAACAGUGGGUGCCCUGAGCCCACCGCACCACCUGCUCACACACCCGCUGGGUGCACCUGUGGAGGCUGGCACCAAGACACACAGCCUGCUGGAUGCUGCCUGGAGCUGGGGCGGCCAGCGGGAGCCACAUGGCCGAGUGGCCACGAGCACCCCCAGCCCUCGGUGCCCGAAGGUGAAGAAGUGCCAGCAACACCGGCAGCAGGAAGGGCACUGGCGGCCGGCUGAUGCUGGGCAUGGUGGAGCGACCAGGGAGGAUACAGAGCCCACCCACAACGCAGCACUCGGAGCCCAAACAGUGGCACUGGUGCUCCCCACUGUGACCAUGGUCCCCCAGGAGCAGCCGCCAGCCCCCCAGCAGCCAGGAGAGGGUAGGUACAAGCUCCUCACCCCAGCACCCACCCCCGCAGCCUGUCACACCGGUGUUGUCCUGCUCUUCCCCAACACCUCUGCCGAGCAUGUGGCCAUCGUGGGGCUGGGGCCGCGCCGGGGGCUGCGGGCACUGUCGCUCUGUGCCUGGGUGGCCACCCCAGCCCCCUGCCUCGGUGCUCUCCUCUCCUACACCACUGAGGACAGCGGCAGCGAGCUGGCUGUGCGUGGCUGUGACAGGGACCUCCCCGGCUCCACACAGUUUGUCAUCGGGGACGGGCAGCUUCGGGAGCUACCGGUGACACCACUCCUGGAUGGUGAAUGGCACCACCUCUGCCUCACCUGGUCCUCUGGCCAGGGCCAGUACCGCUUCUAUCUGGACAGACGGCUGCUGGCUGCUGGCUCCGGCUUCCGGCAGGGGUAUGAGGUUCCUGCUGGUGGCUCACUGGUGCUGGGGGGGCAGCAGGACCACCCCGGCAGGGACUUCAGCACCGCGGCAGCUUUUAUGGGUCACCUGGCUGGCUUUGCGCUCUGGAGCCGGGCUCUCCUGCCCGGAGAGGUGGCCAGCAUGGCAACCGGCCGGGGGCUGCCCCGCGGCCCCCUCCUCACCCUGGCCGAUGCCUCCCUGCGGGGCGGCGUGCGGAGGGUGGUGUGCCCCUGCCUCCAGCACUGCCUGUGAUAAGCCCGGCAGCAGGAACGGUGCCGGCUCCCAGCAGUAUCACAGCUGGCUCACGCUGCUGAUGCCAGCAUGGGCUGCGUACUCCCAAGGUACUGGGACACGCUGUAGAGAGCAUCUCAGGACUGGGACCACCAGAGGUGGGGACAAGGAAAAGGUAGUGGUGAGAUGCAGUCCUGGUGCUGGAAAGUCGUCAGCUCCUGCCCACAGAGGAUGUACCACCCCAUCAUUUCUAUUAAAAUGCUCUGAGCAGGGAAGAAACCUCACUGAUUUCUGGUCUUGCUCUUCACUGUAACGUUUGGUGCCACUUAUGGCUGGACAGGAGCUGCUUCAUGCAGGCAGCUGGAUCACCAGGCUAGGUCACACAGGGGUGACCCCUGCUCAUCCCCUGCCUCCAC
Molecule: messenger RNA, 2094 nt
Organism: Pezoporus occidentalis (night parrot)
Lineage: Eukaryota; Metazoa; Chordata; Aves; Psittaciformes; Psittacidae
Gene: PTX4
Product: pentraxin 4
Exons: 2
Coding region: 326-1699 (457 amino acids)
Source: RefSeq, a predicted model, not a curated record